GGAAGCCACUCUUUUACUUCUUUUUCCCAUUUCCCUUUAUUGUUGUUAUUUUCUGAUUCCCCCCUCUCCUACCAAAUUUCCAAUUUUCCUCCCCAAACCCUAACCCUAAUCCUUCAUUUACUUCAAAAAUCCUUCCUCGUUUUUGAUUCCUCUCUCUAAUUAAACCUUAAGUCCCUUCAAAAAUUGAUUAGUCGUUUCAAUUUCUUGUUGUGAAUUCCCCAAACUUUUUUUUUUAAAUUAUUGAAUUUUUACAUGGCUGGUGUUGUUGAAGAAAUUAUACAAUGAUUGGGUUAUUGGGGUUUGGUUUCAAUUUUAUGGGGUUUACGAAAUGCCUCUGGUUCGAAAAGGAGUUAGUAGACGUCGAACCACGUUAGCUCAACCGCAACAAGGGGGAAAACAGACGGGGCGGAGCAACCGAGGUCGGAAACGUGCGGCUGAGGGAGAGGUAGGUAGGCCGAGGACUAGAUUGGCUGCGAAAAGACUUAAGGAGGAGAAUAAAGUUCAGGUGGGGGUGGUAGCUCCGACCGGUGGAGAGGAUCGUGAGUUUAACCAACAGGUGAUUUCGAUUUCUGAGAGAGGGAGCGAUAUCGAGAGGAAGGAGUUGGUGGAAGUUGAUAAAAGGAAGGAAGGUGGGAUGGGGGACGAUAGCGGUGGGUUGAGUGCUAACAGGGCUGUUGGACAGGAAGAGGAGGGGAAUACUGCACCUUUUCCAGAGAGGGUACAUUUUGGGGGAUCUCCUGUGUACAAAGUAGAGAGAAAGCUAGGUAAAGGUGGAUUUGGUCAGGUGUUUGUUGGACGACGUGUUAGUGGUGGAAAUGAACGUGGAACCGGUUCUGCUGCCAUGGAGGUUGCUCUGAAAUUUGAGCAUAGAAACAGCAAAGGAUGUAAUUAUGGUCCUCCGUAUGAAUGGCAAGUUUACAAUGCUCUUGGUGGCAGUCAUGGAGUUCCCAAAGUACACUACAAAGGGAAGCAAGGAGACUAUUAUGUGAUGGUUAUGGACAUGCUAGGGCCCAGCUUAUGGGAUGUUUGGAACUCUUCAGGGCAAGCGAUGUCUGCAGAAAUGGUAGCAUGUAUAGCAGUUGAGUCCCUAUCAAUAUUAGAGAAGAUGCACUCCAAAGGUUAUGUGCACGGGGAUGUUAAGCCUGAGAACUUUCUACUUGGUCAACCAUCUACACCACAAGAGAAGAAAUUAUUUCUUGUAGACCUUGGAUUAGCAACAAAGUGGAAAGAUAGCAGCAGUGGGCUGCAUGUUGAUUAUGAUCAACGUCCCGAUAUGUUCAGAGGAACUGUUCGAUAUGCUAGUGCUCAUGCGCAUUUGGGAAGAACUGCCAGCAGAAGAGAUGAUCUUGAGUCUCUAGCAUACACACUCAUAUUCCUGCAUCGAGGUCGAUUACCGUGGCAGGGCUAUCAGGGUGACAACAAAUCGUUCUUAGUCUGCAAAAAGAAAAUGGCUACAUCCCCUGAAAUGCUUUGCUGCUUCUGUCCUCCUGCACUAAAACAAUUUCUUGAGAUUGUGGUGAAUAUGAAAUUUGACGAGGAGCCCAACUACUCCAAACUAAUAUCUUUAUUUGAGGGCUUGUUAGGACCAAAUCCAGCUAUAAGGCCAAUAAACACAGAUGGUGCUCAAAAGAUUAUUUAUCAAGUAGGCCAAAAGCGAGGUAGGUUGAACAUUGAUGAAGAAGAUGAUCAACCCAAGAAGAAGGUUCGUCUUGGUGUUCCUGCUACCCAGUGGAUUUCAGUCUACAAUGCCAGACUUCCAAUGAAGCAGAGGUAUCAUUACAAUGUGGCAGAUGCAAGGUUGGCUCAACAUGUGGAGAAAGGAAUAGCAGAUGGUCUGCUAAUAAGCUGUGUGGCAUCUUGUACCAAUCUUUGGGCAUUGAUCAUGGAUGCAGGGACUGGUUUUACAAGCCAAGUUUAUGAGCUAUCACCUUCCUUCUUACACAAGGAGUGGAUCAUGGAUCAGUGGGAGAAAAACUAUUACAUUAGUUCUAUUGCUGGUUCAAACAGUGGAAAUUCCCUUGUUGUUAUGUCCAAAGGUACCCAAUACACUCAACAAUCUUAUAAAGUAAGUGACUCUUUCCCCUUUAAGUGGAUAAACAAAAAGUGGAGAGAGGGUUUUUAUGUCACCUCGAUGACAACUGCUGGAAGCCGAUGGGGUGUUGUUAUGUCUCGCAAUGCAGGCUUCAGUGAUCAGGUUGUGGAACUUGAUUUUCUCUAUCCAAGUGAAGGAAUCCACAGACGUUGGGAUAGUGGUUAUAGAAUCACAUCGACAGCUGCAACUUUGGAUCAAGCUGCUCUAAUCUUGAGCAUCCCUAAGCGCAAACCCGGUGAUGAAACUCAAGAAACUUUACGCACAUCUCAGUUUCCCAGCAUACAUGUUAAGGAAAAAUGGGCAAAAAAUCUCUAUCUUGCUUGUCUAUGCUAUGGAAGGACUGUAUCAUGAAAUCCAUGCCAUUGGUGACAAUUUUACCGAGGGAUAAAAGGGUGGAUUUUGUUUUCUUCCCCUAAUUUUAUCUGUUAUUUGCUUUCUCUCGAUGUUGCAUGUUAAAUGUUUAGAGGAGGGGAGUACACUAGGGAUGUCUAAAUAUACCUCAAGCCCUUGCUAUUUAGUUUUUGUAUUUUAAAAAUGUAUAAGUGUUAACACCCUUUGCUCCUAUUAAAUAUUACUUAUGUGUAAUAUUUUCUUGAUAUAAAGUAAUGAUGUGGAAUUAAAAUGUUCUUUUCAA
Molecule: messenger RNA, 2726 nt
Organism: Gossypium raimondii (Peruvian cotton)
Lineage: Eukaryota; Viridiplantae; Streptophyta; Magnoliopsida; Malvales; Malvaceae
Product: casein kinase 1-like protein HD16
Exons: 16
Coding region: 329-2443 (704 amino acids)
Biological process (GO): signal transduction; endocytosis; peptidyl-serine phosphorylation
Cellular component (GO): cytoplasm; nucleus
Molecular function (GO): protein serine/threonine kinase activity; ATP binding
Source: RefSeq, a predicted model, not a curated record